Drosophila elegans is the source of this 830-nucleotide messenger RNA. RefSeq lists its product as uncharacterized. The annotation marks the transcript as partial. The record is from RefSeq and is a predicted model, not a curated record. The transcript has a single exon. NCBI's taxonomy places the organism in Eukaryota, Metazoa, Arthropoda, Insecta, Diptera, Drosophilidae.
GAUGCGAGCUUCCCGAUGCGUUGCCAGUCCCUGGUUAUGAUGCUCUUGCUGAUGAACAUCCUGCUAACGAGGACGUCGGACUCUGCCCCGCGGAACGAUCCGCGUUUCAAGCCCGCCAUCAACUUCUGCAAGGCGAACCUGAAGGCCAGUCAGAUGGCUUGCCAGGCCGCCAAGGAGGCAAAGGCUGCCAAUGAUGCCCAGCCGAGUGCGGGGGAGUGUGCGAGUCAGAGGGCGAAGGUCAUGCUGGCGGAGAGGGCGGCGCAGGCGGCCAGGGCCGCUCAGGCGGCACACAACGGCAAGAAGCAGCUGCUGGAGGAGCUCACCAAGAACCUGAACGAAACGCAGCGAGUUAUCGUGGAAAUCAAACGGGCCAUUGCCGCCAACACCUGCUCUGUGAAGAAAGCCGAGGGAAUCAGUGGCAAGAUUCAGCAAGUGCUGGUCGGCAUGCAACGUCUCUUCCAGGAGAUGAAGGCCAGUCUUGACCUUCUUCGGAGAGUGGCCCACAAUGCCCAGAAAGUGGUAGUGGAAAGACGAGGGUUCCUUGAAGCGGCCAAAAGACGGGUGGAGGAGAUGCACCCUUGCUUAGAUCAGGCUCGAGCUGAUCUGGAACGGAAUAGAGAGUGCGCCAAAAAGGCCAGCGCCGCAGCCAAUGAGGCCAAGCAACGGAUCGACACAGUACGGAAACUCGUGUCCAAGAUCAAGAACCUGAAGCGAAAGGAUCUCCUGUCCUUGAAAAAGAUACUUCGCAGAAGAAGGAGUAGGAGCAGUCAGGCGCAAACACACCUGAGUUGAAUGUUUUGUUCAUGGCAAUAAACAUGUUUAUAUUUUGU